GACACCUAUGCCUAGAAUGCGAAAGCGGGGUGACGUCAUUGUCUUGACGGCGAACGGUGUUGCAAACUUGCAAAGUAAAGGUAAGCAGCGUUUUAGUUCGUCAUGGUGACAAAGGCUUUUAAAGGGUCCAAUGCAGAAGGUUGAGGUAUUGGGGAUGACGAAAUUAUAUUUUGUUGGGUACGGUACGUACUACGUACACAGUCCGUUCGCCAACACGUCGAGCGCGGGUCCCGCCAUCCGAUCAUUCGACCAUCCACACCCUUUAAGGUGGGCUGAGCACGACGCAACUCUUAUUGGACUGCUACUUAAAGGCGAAAAACCUCACAAAUUCCCUUCAACUCGAUUUCGAGACACCGGCUUGAGUCAAUCGCUCUCACACAAACCAGCUUAACGUCAUUAGCAGAGUCCAUACACAAUGCCUGAAAUAAUACUGGCAAUCAACGCUGGCUCAUCCAGUGUCAAGAUUUCCGUUUACAAGACCCCAGAAGGUAGCUCGGAUGUACCGGUACAGCUUGCAGAAGCAUCCGUGGAUGGACUCACCUCCCCUCCUGCCAAGCUCAGAUACUCGCGCGGCGAUGAAGUCAUCAAGGGUAAAGAGCUAGAAGAUAUCUCAACACAAAAGGAUGCAUUUACAUACAUCUUGGAUCACUUGACCCAGGACAAUGGCCUUCGCGAACUAAACCACAAGGAUGAUAUCCAUUUCAUCUGCCAUCGCGUUGUGCAUGGUGGCGACUAUCCACGAUCCCAAGUCAUUGACGAAGAAACCUAUCACCACAUCGAAGAAUUGAGUGACCUGGCGCCAUUGCACAACGGACCUGCUCUCAGCAUCGUCCGCGCAGUCGCCGACACUCUGCCUCAUGCAAAGAACAUUGCGUACUUCGACUCCUCGUUUCACAAUACGCUACCAGUACACGUUUGCACCUAUCCAAUCGACCAGUCUGUCGCAAAGCGAAACAAGCUCCGCAAAUAUGGAUUCCAUGGCAUAUCGUACUCGUUCAUCGUGCACGCUGUGUCAGCUCACUUGAAGAAGCCCGUGGACAAGCUCAACAUCAUAGCUCUACACCUUGGCUCCGGCGCAAGUGCAUGUUGCAUCCAUAGCGGCAAGAGUAUCGACACAUCAAUGGGACUAACACCUCUCGCCGGCUUGCCCGGCGCAACAAGAUCCGGCAGCAUCGAUCCGAGUUUAAUGUUCCACUUUACCCACAGCGCCGGAAAACCAAGUCAUAGUUCAGGCACGCAGCUACAAAUCACCCAGGCCGAGGAAAUCCUGAACAAGAAGAGCGGGUGGCAGAGUCUGACUGGAACCACGGACUUUGGGAAGAUCAGCGCGAGUGACCGUCCCGAGGACAAGUUGGCCUUUGAUAUCUUCGUAGACCGCAUUGGGAACUAUGUUGCUCCGUACUUCACCAAACUGGAUGGAAAGGUGGAUGCAUUGGUGUUCGCUGGAGGCAUUGGCGAAAAGGGGUCCAGGUUGAGGAAAGAGGUUGUGCGAGGCGUAAAGUGUCUGGGUUUUGAGAUUGAUGAAGCCAAAAACGAACAAUCAGUGGUGGAUGUAGUGACGGAUAUUAGCGGUAUGGGCUCGCGAUAUAAAACGCUGGUAGUUCAGACGGACGAACAACUGGAGAUGGCGAAAGGAGUGUUGGCCGACAAGAAUCGAUUUGUAGGAAAGAAGUAGAUGUUAGAGUACAAACUCAAAAGCACGACUCAACAUGCUGACGAGUCGCGAGGUGGAAGAUGGUACUUCAUUCUCGGAGCAACAAGGUUCUUAGAUUUUGCACAACGUUUGCAAUGUCUCUCUAGUGCUUGCCGAUGUAUCUUUGACAAUUUUGAUGAUCUGUUUGAACCUGAGCUGCGUUAGCUUAUACAGUUUGAAGUACAGGAUGAGGUGUAAGGCCUUGACUCAC
Boeremia exigua is the source of this 1904-nucleotide messenger RNA. RefSeq names its product Acetokinase family-domain-containing protein. Bases 416 to 1675 code for a protein of 419 amino acids. The transcript has a single exon. NCBI's taxonomy places the organism in Eukaryota, Fungi, Ascomycota, Dothideomycetes, Pleosporales, Didymellaceae. Gene Ontology annotation, biological process: phosphorylation; acetate metabolic process. Gene Ontology annotation, molecular function: acetate kinase activity. The record is from RefSeq and is a predicted model, not a curated record.